Messenger RNA from Apis laboriosa (Himalayan honeybee), 769 nucleotides. RefSeq names its product probable 39S ribosomal protein L49, mitochondrial (gene mRpL49). Gene Ontology annotation, molecular function: structural constituent of ribosome. The transcript is spliced from 3 exons. Gene Ontology annotation, cellular component: mitochondrial large ribosomal subunit; ribosome. Bases 146 to 706 code for a protein of 186 amino acids. NCBI's taxonomy places the organism in Eukaryota, Metazoa, Arthropoda, Insecta, Hymenoptera, Apidae. Gene Ontology annotation, biological process: translation. The record is from RefSeq and is a predicted model, not a curated record.
AUGUAGUGAAGUUUCUCCUCAAAACGAAAAACGUUACAAAUAGAGGCGCGUCACAAGGAAAAACUCGAUCUGGCACGAGAACGAAAAGGAAGACGCGCCCGUGCGCACCAAUGGCGGCCACCGACCCUUAUUUACUGAAGUCAAAAUGGCUGCCCUUCGGCGUUUCACACGUUCGAAACUUUCAAAUAUUAUUCUUCGUUCUUGUGGCGAAUAUAUUUCAUUGAAUAGAGAUUUACCGAUUAUUACGCAGAAAAGAUGGGGAAAAUACAAAAGUUCACCUCAAUAUACAGAAUCUUCUAAAUAUACGGAUUAUGAAGUAACAAAAAAUCCUCAAGAAUGGGAAUAUGUAGAACGUUUAUUUAAACCAAAAUCUAUACCUAUACCUUGUUUAGAAAAUAAAGAAUAUCCAUCUGGAUGGAAACCACCAGUUUCCAAACCACAAGAAUAUCCUUAUUACAUACAACGUACAAAAAACUAUAUGCAACCUGUCUAUCUUGAAAUUUCUCAUCGAGGAUUACGAAGAAUAACCACUGUUCGUAAAAUUCAUGGAAAUAUCUGGAUAUUAGAAACUGAAUUAAAGAAAUAUUUAGAAAAAAAUGUAAAAAAAUCAAUUGGUGUUCGUAGUAAUGAACUAUCUGGUCAAAUUCAAUUUAGAGGAGAUUAUGUAAAUCUCAUUAAAGCAUGGAUGAAUGAAAAAGGAUUUUAAAUAAUAUAAUUUUAAAUAAUAUAAAAUCUUAUAAUAUAAUGCUUUUUGUAAAUAGAAGGAGAA